This is a messenger RNA of Triplophysa dalaica, 1822 nucleotides long. It is a transcript of the gene ponzr2, whose product is annotated as plac8 onzin related protein 2. The record is from RefSeq and is a predicted model, not a curated record. The coding region runs from base 1054 to 1437 and encodes 127 amino acids. NCBI's taxonomy places the organism in Eukaryota, Metazoa, Chordata, Actinopteri, Cypriniformes, Nemacheilidae. The transcript has 4 exons.
GAUUGAAAUGUAAGAAUGUUUGGUCCGUUUGUUUGGAUGUUGUUCUUUCUAAAUCUCUGAAGCAAUAUUUCAUACUUAAGGUAAUUGCAUUUCUGAUCAAUCCUUUCCACACUUUUCCCCUUUCCCUAAAGCUAUGAAGGCACAGGGAAGUUAAAAUAUCAGUUACUAUGGUUACUGACUCUGAGUAUAAGGCCAAGUCCACAAGUACACGGAUAUUUUUAUAGUUUUUCCUUUCUCGUUUAAAAAAACACUGUAUCCAAACUAAACGCAAAAACACGACAUAAAGGACUGUCAAAUGCAUGCCAAACCAACAGGUGGCGAUAUAACCCUAACCAUAAACCCGUGUAGGCCAAUCAGAAUCCUGGAAUCUGACGUUAGAUAAAGCAGGAAGCGGCACGCAUUCCAAUGUUAUACAGGUUACGUCAAUCUCCGGUUUCACUGUCUACACGACAACACUGAAACCCGAGUUUCUAACGUUUCGACGUGUACUGCGUUUGUGUCUGGACGAACGGCCAAAACGCAUUGAAAAAACGGUGGUUUUAAAAAUGCCCGUGUUCGUGUGGACAGGGUAUAAGUUACCUCUCUUUUAGAAACGGGCUUGAGUUAUCCCGCUUUCUCAGGUUUGACAUGCCUCGCAUUCUGAAAAGAAAAAGCCAGAGUUACACUUAUUUAAAGGUUUAUACUCCGCAUUUUCACUGAACCUUCUUUCUGAAACGCCCCGGAACACCUAGUUGAAUGGAGCUAAUUAAUAAAGAGCAACAGGUGUUCUCAAUAAACAGCAAGUCAGGCAAUCACAGUGUGGCAGAAUUUUCUGCAAGGGUGCUUUUAAACCAAUGCAGUGUUGCUCCACACCUCACUUGGUAUGUUUGACAUUAAGGAUGCUGCUUUGUUCGGGUCUAACAGGUUAAGGAGGUUUUCAAGUUUGUAGUGCCUAGGAAGAUCAUUUAUUUUUGUUUGUCAUCACAUGACGAUAAGAGCAAGAUCGUGGUCGCUAGAUACAAACAUCUGCUUCUGAAACAUCUCCAACAUCCUGACAACACACCGGCUGUAAACAUGUCAAACACAAUGAUAUUCACGCAGCCACAACCUGUUAUGAUCUCCAGAGAAUCUGAUAAAUGGGGGUCAGGCAUUUGUGAUUGCUGUGAUGAUGUGCCUGAAUGCUGCUUUGGUUUCUGGUGUUACUGGUGUUUCGCCUGUGUUAAAACCAAGCGCCUUGGCGAGUGUUUAUGUCUCCCCCUGCUGGAUUUCUUUGGGAUUGUUCCACCUAUAACGAUGUCCAUGAGAGUCUCGAUGCGCCAUCGUUAUGGGAUCAAGGGCACUAUGUGUAGUGACUGUCUGGUGUCCACAUUCUGCACACCCUGCGUUUGGUGUCAGAUGUCACGAGAAAUGAAGGCUCGGAGUAUCCAAAUCACUCUCGUCGGUGCCAAGAAUCUUUAAACUCUUACAAAGCUGAUUGCAUAUAUGCUAUUAGAAUCAUUAUUAAGAGAAAUGUGUUAGCCUAACUGAAAACCUGAGAUUUCAGCUGUUUCUUUUCAGGCUUUCAUAUUUGGAAUUACCGUGUUUACACCGUACGCGACCGGCGCGACGCGACACUACAGACGGCUUGUGAUUGUCGCGUCGCGCAAUGUUUAAGUUGUAUUUGUUUUGUAAAAGUUAUUUGAAUGCUCUAUAUAAAAAUGAUUCGGACAGAAAUCGCGAUUUAGAAAGGGGGUUGUCUUCUAGAUCACUGUGUAUGUUGUAUUUGUGUUGUAAAAUAGUUCUUUGAGUGAUUCUUUAUCUGUUUUAGUCAUGUAUUGUAUUGAAAUAAAACAAAUCGAAUACA